AUGUCUUAUUUGGACAAGGAAUCUAUUCUUGCCCUAGGGCAGAUCGACCCUGAAUUCAAAGCGUUCGUGGACUCUGCGAAUCUCCCUCCCGUAAACUAUGACGAUAUCGAUGAAUUCAAGGCAAUUGUCACGAAGCGCAACGCGACUGCUAUUGAAGCGCUGGGCCUCCCACCUCCCGAAAUCAAACAGAGUGAACUUGAAUAUCCGACACGCGACGGCGCCCACCUCCGCGCAAAAUUGUACCAACCAACGAACCCCCCGAAAGACGGGAGCCCAUUGAUUGUCCUAUUCCACGGAGGUGGCUUCUGCUUCGGUGCCCCAGAAGGAGAGGAACAGACUGCCCGAAACUUCGUCCAGGCCUUUGGUGCAACUUGUAUCUCUGCUUCCUACCGACUGGGGCCCGAGUUCAAAUUCCCAUACGCUGCGAAGGAUGGGUGGGACUGUUUGAAAUGGGCUGCUGCCAACGCAAAGUCUUGGGGAGCUGACCCUUAUGUUGGCUUCGUAGUUGGAGGCACCUCGGCGGGUGGGAACAUCUCUGCAGUUUUGGCGCACGUCGCCCGCGAUGAAAAGUUAUCGCCCCCUUUGACGGGACAGUACCUCGCCAUUCCUGCUCUGUUGACGGAGAAGAAGGUGCCAGAGAAGUAUCGUCCAUAUUAUCUGUCCUAUGAACAGAACAAAAACGCGCCUGUUCUUCCAGUCGCCGCGAUCGACAUGUUUAUGAGAGGCUACCAACCUGACGAGGAUGAUGGCGUGUGGUACGUGCCCUUCAACCAUCCAAAGGGCCACAAGGGCUUGCCGCCAGCGUUCUUCCAAAUCGACGGCCUGGACCCGUUGCGAGAUGACGCCAUCAUAUAUGAGCGUGUUCUUCGAGAGGAAAACGGGAUCCAAACCAAAUCGUUUAUAUAUCCUGGGCUUCCCCAUGGUCAUUGGGCAUUUUUCCCGUUCUUGAAGAGCAGUGAGAAGUUUCGAAAAGAGCAAGUCGAAGGCUUGGGCUGGCUUCUCGGAAGGAAACCCGACUUCAGUAAGGUCGUCCUCAAGGCUGCGGCUGGUGGGGCGUGA
This is a messenger RNA of Capronia epimyces CBS 606.96, 1059 nucleotides long. RefSeq lists its product as uncharacterized. Lineage: Eukaryota; Fungi; Ascomycota; Eurotiomycetes; Chaetothyriales; Herpotrichiellaceae. Bases 1 to 1059 code for a protein of 352 amino acids. The record is from RefSeq and is a predicted model, not a curated record. Gene Ontology annotation, molecular function: hydrolase activity. The transcript is spliced from 2 exons.